AUGAUCGUCAUCGAUCAUGGUGCACACCCCAAUAUCAAAGUCAUCCCACGUCGCCCUGACUUUUCCGCCGCCGAAAAAGCCGAGUACUCGGAUGGCUCCUUCAUCCGCACGUCUACGCCACGGACCGUUCCCAUGGUCACUCGACGGUUCUUCCGGCAGGCGCAGGUCGCGCACGACGUUUCGCAGCCAACGCACCUUUUCUUGGACCAAGGCGACGUAGGGAAGAACAAGAAGCGCCUUGCAGCCAGGCUCAGCCAAUACUCGUUUGAGGAGCAACACUGA
Messenger RNA from Purpureocillium takamizusanense, 282 nucleotides. RefSeq names its product DNA-directed DNA polymerase. Lineage: Eukaryota; Fungi; Ascomycota; Sordariomycetes; Hypocreales; Ophiocordycipitaceae. The coding region runs from base 1 to 282 and encodes 93 amino acids. The record is from RefSeq and is a predicted model, not a curated record. The transcript is spliced from 2 exons.